Messenger RNA from Diversispora eburnea, 201 nucleotides. The record is from the annotation of a GenBank genome assembly. NCBI's taxonomy places the organism in Eukaryota, Fungi, Glomeromycota, Glomeromycetes, Diversisporales, Diversisporaceae.
AUGGGAGGUCACACAGGUCACCCAACCGCAUCACGAUUAAGUGGAAUGUUUGAUACAACGAACAAAACAGAAAUAAUUCAAGAAAUUCUUGAAAAUGGUGAGAUCAAACGUAUCACUCCAGGAAUACAAUCACGAGAUAGAAAAGGAGCAUUCGGUAAAGGAGGAAAUAAAGAAGGAAUAUCUCAAUCUAUUGUAUACUAA